AGCAAAAGACGAACAAGAACCCAACGAAGAGCACAAAUCUUCUUGAAGAUGUCGAUUACGUUAAUACACCGUUACAUCGUCAAAGACGUUUUUGCCGUUCCGUUUCUUACAAAACAAGGAAUUGGUUACCAUUACUUUUGUCGUAACUCCGUUUUACAUAUUCGUCAAAAAGUGGUUCCUCGCUCCGGCUCGAAGAAACGUUCUUGUUACCCACAAAAAGAUUCUUUUAAACCAUCUAAUACCGGAAAAUCCCAAUCUAAACCGGAUCCGGUUCAUGAAAAGCCGAUUCAAACACCGAGUGAAGAAGGAGAAUUUUUUGAUGGUUCUGUCACAAUGUGUGCAGCUCCUUCGCCAAGACACGUGCCGAUUCCGAUAUUUUGUGGUAGAGAGAUGAUCAAAGAGUCUUCAAAGCUAGUGAAGACAUGAAUGACAAGAAUAAGAAGAAAACCACUUAAUCUUUUUAGAUUUUGUUUUGUUCAGCAAUUAUUAGUAUUAUCUUUGUCUUUGUUCAGAAUUAUGUAGCCACUAAUCUUCACUCUUACUCACAAUCUGUGUAGAUGAGUAUUUAGUUGCUAACUAAUUGUAAUUGAUCCAGAGUUCGGAGAUAAUAAAUAAUUUUAGAGUUUUCGAACUUUUCUUGUUCGUUUCUAUAAUUAUCUGAGUUGUUUACCUUUUGAGUCUUACGACUACUUUAGAUUCAAAACUAAGACCAUCUCCAAUGCCCAACUCUAUAAUUUCCUCUAUUUUAGAGAAACUCUAUUUUAGAGGCAUACAUUGGAGCAAAAUCUCCUCUAAAAUAGAAUUCCUCUAAAAUAGAGGAAAUUAUAAAGUUGGGCAUUGAAGAUGCCCUAAUCGAUUUAGACAAAUAUACGGUAUAUACCCAACACUGACAAAAGAUUGUUGGGUACAAAAAAAAAAAAAAAAAAAAAAA
This is a messenger RNA of Arabidopsis lyrata subsp. lyrata, 931 nucleotides long. RefSeq lists its product as uncharacterized. Bases 49 to 426 code for a protein of 125 amino acids. The transcript has a single exon. Lineage: Eukaryota; Viridiplantae; Streptophyta; Magnoliopsida; Brassicales; Brassicaceae. The record is from RefSeq and is a predicted model, not a curated record.